AUGUUAAGAAAUGGCCACGAUCAGCUCCUAAAGGUUGAGACACAUUAUCUCAAAGUGCACAUCAACUGUGAAGGGUGCAAGCAGAAAGUGAGAAAACUUCUUAACAAAAUUGAUGGUGUUUACUCAGUGAACAUAAAGACAGAGAACCAGCUGGUCAUAGUUUCAGGCCGGGUAGAUUCUGCUACUUUAAUCAAGAAAUUGGUCAAGUCUGGUAAACGUGCAGAGCUAUGGUCUCUACGUACCAAGAACAAACGGAAUCAAGAACAACUCAACGCAAACCAACUGCAAUUUCUAGCCAAUGACUUCAGUGACCCUCAAAACCAAUUCAUGUAUCCAGCAUCCUUUGACAAUGAGACUGGUAAUACGAAGAGCUAUGGAGAUUUUUUAAACCAGAAUGUAGAAUUGAAAGCUAUGAAUGUGGGGAGAGGUCAGGAUUUGAAGGCAGCCACAAGAAUGGGAAACUUUUACAUGGAUGACGAUAAUUUUGCUGGUAGUGGCAGAUCAGGGGAUGAUUUUGCAUACAUGAUGGGUCACGCAGAUUAUCAAGGCAGAGGUACUGGUUUUGCUGGAUUAGGAGGCCAUGAAUUUAAUGGGAUACCAACUUAUGAACAGACGUAUCGACCAUCCAUGAUUAUGAGCAACAAGCAGCAAAGGUACCACUACAAUCAUCCAGCCACUGAGAUGCAUAAUAUUUACAUGCAAGAACCGCAUACGGGCAACAAUAUGAUGACAAGUGACAAUUUCAUGUACCAGCCUUACAUGAUAGAUCAUGCAUCUUCAACAACUCCUCCCUAUACUGACUACCACCUUUUCCAUGCAAUGCCAUAUCCUUGCUACUAA
Populus nigra (black poplar) is the source of this 840-nucleotide messenger RNA. Its product is annotated as heavy metal-associated isoprenylated plant protein 37-like. Gene Ontology annotation, molecular function: metal ion binding. Lineage: Eukaryota; Viridiplantae; Streptophyta; Magnoliopsida; Malpighiales; Salicaceae. The transcript is spliced from 3 exons. The record is from RefSeq and is a predicted model, not a curated record. The coding region runs from base 1 to 840 and encodes 279 amino acids.